CGUCACGGCUCAACGGGCGUGGUCGUCGAUCCUGACACUGUCUCAUUCUUCGUCUUCUUGACUCCUCUCCCUAUUCCCCAUCUUUCCAACUCCAGCGACUCAUCAUGGACCCCUCGUUUAACACAGGUGGCUGUUCACCAUGCCUUUCCUCCUUGUGAUCAGCAACCCCUGAUCGCUAAAAGUCUAGAAUUCCACCACAUCAUUUCCUAAUGCCCCACCACAAUGAUGACCGGAAUUCUGACUCCCCACAAGUCACCGAAGCGCAAACGCGAUGACAUAGACUAUAGGUUAAGGACUGCUUCAACGUCCCCUGCUUCUUCUGUUACGUCGAUAAGCGCAAAGGAUGAUCACCUUGAUGAUGAAUGUAGCCCUGCCAUUGGGGGGAAUAGUCCCCAAAUCUCAGUAGCGGGUGAGCUGGGAGAGCUUGACCUGCACGGAACUUCUACCCAUAGGUUUGAGAGCGCAAGCCAUGGUGCGUCAGAUGACAAACAGAUGACAGAUAAAAUGGACGAGGAGCCAUCUGUACAAGGCACAAUAAACAUCGAUGCGGCACCGACUGUAACCCCUACCGACACCAAGGAAAAAGAGAAGAUACCCCUCGCAUCACCAGAUGGCGGAGACUUGCAAGCUACGAGCGCAGCUCCGGCACGGCAACAAUCCAAACACAGCUCACAACAAAAACACAGGUCCCGUCAAAAAUCUCCACCACUUUCAGGCGAUGUCAAUGAAAACCCGUUUACUUGGCGCGACUCGGAAAUAACGGGGUAUGCACCUACUGAUCCGAACGAUGAUGGGUACGGAAUUAACGGAAUUGGUUUCAAGCCCACAGCUGCGAUUGUGUGGGAUAGAUCACAGAGAAGGAAAAAGCAGGUGGCAGAAUGGAAGAGCCGUGAGGCGAGGGAGGCGAGAGAGAUGCGGAAAUCACGCCGUGAUGGGAUUCUUGCGGACGAGCAUGUGGAAAACAAAAUACAGGUCUAUAAAAAGGUCAAAUUUGACAUAGCUACGGAGGAUUAACAAUCGGAUACGUUUGAGCUGGAUAUGUCGACUGUGCCAUGCCAACUUCAGAGGCAUUCGGAAACCAGAUUAAGAAUCUCGUUCCAUUGUUAUGAAAUCAUAUGCAUGUCUAAUAUACAGAAAUUGUGGAGUGCCACAUGGCUAUGUUUUAUACAAAUGAGAUAUAUCCUUUCACUCCGGCUUUCCCCCAACAUACUGGAAUGACACAAUAACUCCCGACUCUUGCGCCUGUAUGUAUGCCUACCAAAACUUGUAAUUCGACAGAUUUGUCCAGCUUUUGCGCCGCCGCUCCUCUUCUGCCGCUGCCGCUUCUGCCUCCGCCUUUGCCCGCUCUCGUUCCUUUAGUUUCUUAAUUUUGAGAUCUCGCAUAAGUUCCACAGCCUCUUUAAUCCCGUCACGUUCCUGAACCCUUCGCCGCUGGCAAAAUUCAUACAUUCCUAUGGAGGCAACUGCGAAGGUUCCAACGGCCCAAUUACAGGCUGGCCAUGCUGCGCGAAGUCCUAUUUCAUUGUACGAAUGGAGUCAGCAUGGGAGAAUCUCUGAUA
This is a messenger RNA of Blastomyces gilchristii SLH14081, 1559 nucleotides long. RefSeq lists its product as uncharacterized. NCBI's taxonomy places the organism in Eukaryota, Fungi, Ascomycota, Eurotiomycetes, Onygenales, Ajellomycetaceae. The transcript has a single exon. The record is from RefSeq and is a predicted model, not a curated record. The coding region runs from base 223 to 1014 and encodes 263 amino acids.